Molecule: messenger RNA, 1131 nt
Organism: Cadophora gregata
Lineage: Eukaryota; Fungi; Ascomycota; Leotiomycetes; Helotiales; Ploettnerulaceae
Exons: 3
Coding region: 1-1101 (366 amino acids)
Source: RefSeq, a predicted model, not a curated record
AUGGCUUCCCUCGACGAGCGUCACCUAGUGGGCACCAUGAAUUUGAAUCCAUACUUCGGCAUCAAUCUCAAUCCUCUGGAUUGGAAGACAUUAUUACGAAUGAACGUUGAAGACAGAGAGCGAGAAAUCGUCACUCGUGCGAAUUUCUACACUUGGGGUCGUCCUCUGCUAAGGGCUAUGAGUCGUGCACUUAUGGAAGCGAUAAAUAUAGCACUAGAGAAUGGAGAUGUCAGCUUCGAAAAGCCACGUGAGGCUAAGCAGUUGGAUUGGAAAGUGCACGAAAUGUUUCCCUACACCGAUAAAGAAAAAGAAGGCGAAGAGUUUGUAAAUGAUCGCAGAGAAAAGUACUGGCCGAGUGCAAAUGACAUCAUUUCGCAUCUGGAUAAAAACCUGGAUCAAUUCAGGAAAACACUUCUCUGCAAGCGACUCACAGAAUUGGUACGACGGCUCUUCGAGAAAACUAGCUGCUGUAAGGUGGUCGCUUUUGGAAUCGGGCCUCUCACCACCAGUAUCGACCCGGAAACAGCCGGAUGCAGAAGACUUUUCUAUCAAACAGCGUCCUUGAUUGUCUUUCGCGAGGUCUGGAAAGAGUGCCAUGAAAAUUCCAACGACACAGAUUUUAAGAUCUUCCUCCAGGACCCUCUUUAUUGGCAACAAGACGUUGACGCCGCGCAACACUACAAUAUGGAAGUUGUUAAUGGACUGCAUGGUCAUCAAAUGGGUUGGCUUAAAAUCGAUCAAAAGACACUUGUUUGCGACUUCGGCACAACGUUACGUAUGUGCGACUUUCUCAUGGAGUUUGCCCGCCCGAUCGCAAUCUUUACCAAUUAUGUUUGGGAUGUUGAAUUCGUCGCCGAAGAUGAGCCAUAUGUAUACUUUCUAAAGAAGGAUAAAGAUGAUCUUCCCUUGCCCUUUCCCGGUGCAGGCACAACUAGAAAAAAGUCACAUCAGAAAACGAAUGAAUUGUACAGCAGGAAUCUUCUCAAUCGGAGCCAGCUAGAUGUUGGGUUUCCUGAAACUGAAAAGAUUCCACACGCAGAUGGCGGUGGCGGUAACAAUUACCUUGGCGGAAGUCCUACUUUGUACAUUCGCAAAGAAUAAUCCUGGGAUAUCAAUGAAGAGAAUAAGCAG